CUGUAACGUCGUAUGCAUGACGCUGCAAUACUGACGUGCCUUUUCUCGGCACUGGAACCAAGUAUCCAACGCCAAUCGGACUCAGGGACUGUCUUUUCUACGUCACUGCUGCGCUGAGUGCAUGGGAAGUGUGACUUCCCUUGGUCACCUUCUUCGUGAUCAAGUCCUUUCGAUACGACUUGGAAAUGAGCUAUGCUCCAACUGUUUAUCAAUACGAAAGCAAUGCUACUGUUCUGGACAGUGGACUCGUUGGUGUGCCUUGUUUAAUGGAGCCCGCACGUGUGGUGGCGGAAGCAGGGGUGGAUGCGUCGGCCGUGACACCAGCAGCGGGCGCCCCGCCUGACAGGGACAAGGCCGCUGGCGACGGCCCCUCCUCGUCCUCCUCCAUGCUUUUCGCCCUCCAGCACAGACCGUCCCCCAACACUCGCGCGCGAUGAGCACCGCGCUACAACCACCGCCAAGCGCCGGCUACGCGCUCGCUGCCGGCGCGGAGCAGAGUGAGUACGGCGGGAACAAAAGCGCAGUGGCCCAUCUAAGGCCACAGCCCAUCAGACGCGACACAGACAACAUUCUAUCUUACUACCAGUCCGAAUAUGCUGGCCGGACGCUGUCCUCUGAUGCUGCAGCUGAUUCCGUCUCACCACCAUCAGUUAUGAGAGCAGACUCUGCUUCUUCGUCUGAAUACUCUUCGGACCCCCGAGACCGCGCGAUUGAUACUGGCCCCAGGCGGACCCACGAAGCACGACACGAUUCCACUAGUACCAUUAGCACGGAGGGCGAACACAGACGAAGACCUAGUGUGCCAUCGGAGGGCGGCGCGGAUAGGCGACGGCUUGCGAUCGUUGAGUUGGACGAUUCUCUUCCCGCUUCUCUCACUCGCAAACGCAGCCAGGCCUCGCGAGACCAGCACAAUGCAGACAUGUCAGCGACGACGACGACAAUUUCCUCGCGGCGCGGCAUGCACGUCGACGGCCUCGCGCUUGUGGCCCCACCCGACGCCUCGCCGCGAACGUAUACGGAUCUCACGCCCCCCUCCACCGCUCCUUUGUCCACCGAACGACCCCCUCCCUCCGCUCUCCGCCCACCUCUCGCGCACCAGCGCUCACAGUCUGAGGUGACCUCCGCGACCCCCAAGUCUCGCCACCAGCACAAAUCCUCGCGUGACAUCGGCAUCGUCGACGCCGUCCCAACGACGGCUGAGUCUCAAGAACGGCCGAUCCUGACCGCCAUCGGCACUCAGCAAGCGGCGCUCAAGGUACCCAUUUUCCAGACGCCCACCGACUCGCGCUCCCCGACGCCAGGUAGCAGUGCCAGGACGCCCGACCCGUCCGAGUCAAGCAUGCUCAGUCCCCAGGGCCCCUUUAGCGCGGAAUCAAGCGCAUUGACGACACCGGACGACGACGGACGUGAUCGAGAACAACUGACACCUGCCAUUGGCGAGUCAAAGGAUAUAUCCCAGCCUGUCGUUGGACCUGUCAUUGUCAACACGUCGGAGGCGCUGCGGCAUGGCAUACAGAACAGGCAAGUGCUGUCGAGUGUGUCCAGUCCUGGUGACGUGUCCGCGUCGCGCCAGACGCAGAUGUCGCCGCUCUCUGUGGCGAGCUCGUCGCGUUCUGCGUCCCCUUACGUCCACUAUGAACCUGGCGUACAUUCGCGAGCGGGUCCUAUGCCACCGCCACCACAGCCUCUCUAUGACGUCGAUCCUCGCUCCGGAACGCUCACUCCAGCGCCGCCGCGUCCACCACGCAUGUUCACGCCGCUGCCACCAUCAGUCCAACGCGAUCCACAGGCCCUGCGGGAAGCCUUGCAGCUACCGCAGUCGGUCUCCACAGUGCUGGCGUCGAAGCAACCUUCGCGGUCUCCGAAGCGCAAUGAUUCCGAGUUGACGGAGGAUUCGGUGUACUCGCAGGAGGAGAGGGAGCAGGGCACUGGUCCGUCGCGAUCACUGUCAAAGCGGUCCAUGCAUGUCAGGGAGGGCGCGCAUCCACCGUCGACUGUGACCAAUACGCCGUCCACGACCACGGAGGAAGUGCCAGAAGCUAAGAGCGAUGAAUCGAGCAACGUCCGCCCGGAGACCGGCAAAGCGCCUCCAGUUUCGUUCACAUUGCAAGACGAUGCUAGAAGUGCCGAGUCUGUUUCAUCCUCGUCGCAAGCACCCUCUCUUCAUCCCACCAGAUCCCGCAAGGACCUCCGCAGAGAGAGCAGCUGGGUAAGCAUGGCACAGGAGAAGGUCCAGCGCGCGCUCUCGCCUGGGCGCGUCUCGAGUAUUUCACGUUCACCCUCCACCUCGCCGUCCAUGUUCUCGCCGACUCCGCCGCCGAAGAGCAUCUACGGCUCACUGGAGGACGUACCGCACGCCUCGGGCUCCGGGAUCAAUCCGCUCAGGGGCGCGCUCACGAAUCUGAAGCGUUUCUCCGCGCUACCGCGCACGCCCUCGGUGACCUCUGCGCGCGCGAAAAGCCCGUCUCCCAGUCCACAAAUCAGCCCAAGGCAUUCAGAGUCGAGGGACGCCCCGUUGCCGCCACCGCCUCCUGAGAGUCUCCCUCCAAAGCCACGAGUCGUGCGUACAAGGAUAAAGGCGGAGUGGCCGGAGGCGAUGUCGUGCCGGGAUGUGGCGGCGAAGAGGAGUCCGCUCGAGCGCUCGAUCGGGUAUGCGAACAAGAUCAACGAGCUGGCAAUGUAUGAUUGCGGAUUGACGGAGUGGGUGCAGAUGCGGCGGUACUCUGCGACUGGCACACGCAAUGGGUCCUCCAGUAAAGUGAGGCUCAUGGUGACACCGGCGACACCUGCAUCUCGUAUCUUUGUACCACAGCCACGACAUGCAUCUAGGAGCUCCGAAGCGUCAGAGAUGACAUUCCCAACGCGCCCCGACGCGUACAGCGCUACUGACCUCACGACUCGCGCAAUAGACGUCCUCCCAUCAACCGCCUCUCCCCCUCCAGCCCUCCCCUAUCCAUCACUGGCACAAGCGCAACAAACGCGCAGCCCCUUUCGUUCCUCAACAAUGAUGCCAUCGCCUUCACGUUCGCUUCUACCAUUACCGGGCAAGUCCGGUGGAGGUUUCUUCUCGUCUAUUGGGCGCAAGGCGAGCGUCAGGAAGGACAGACCCGCUCUACCUCCCCAUCCCCCGGGGCGUGUGCUCUCCAAACGCAAUACGGCCACGCCCACACCUACGGCGACUCGCCAACCUCCUGUGCAGCCCGUGACAUCGCCGUCUGUGCCUGGUGGUCCGCGAGCCGCCCCAGGUCGCAUACGUCGAUCCCAAACAUUCUCAGCUGUGUCGGCCCCGACCCCUCAGCCUGAUGUUUCGACGAUGCCCACAACUAACACCCAUUCACAACGACAAAGCACCAUGCGUCGCCCGUCGCUUUUCGCGCGUGCGAAGAACCAUGGGCAGAGCCAGGUGCCGUCGGGCGCCGUGGUCGCCCAGCCUGCGCUGCCGAACCCAGAAUUCGACCGCCAGGUGGACAAACUAGCGGAUUUGCUGCCGCAUGCUGAUAGAGAGAUUCUUGCUGGGUAUCUGCGGAGAGCGGGCCAAGACAUUCUCGCCAUCGGGCAAUACCUCGAAGACGAGAAGAACGGCACGUUGCGACGCGAUUAACAUAGAUGCUUCUAUCCGACUGUCUGGUGCUUGUGCAUCGCCUUAUGCUGGCCAAGUGCUUGCCUAGCCCGAGCGGCCGCUUGUAUUGAGUAUCUUUUUUGGAGAACUGAUUUGCGAUACAGGACAUGAUUCGACGUAUAAGGUUACAUUACGAUAUUGUGUAUCUAUACCCUUCAGACUUUGUACUCGUACACACUUCUCGUUGCUUCUACAGACCAAGAACAUGGAUGCGCGCGUCACAGGGAUACUAUAUGCUUGCAGAAUGUUCUA
Rhodofomes roseus is the source of this 3871-nucleotide messenger RNA. RefSeq lists its product as uncharacterized. The coding region runs from base 434 to 3601 and encodes 1055 amino acids. The record is from RefSeq and is a predicted model, not a curated record. NCBI's taxonomy places the organism in Eukaryota, Fungi, Basidiomycota, Agaricomycetes, Polyporales, Fomitopsidaceae. The transcript has 4 exons.